AUGUCAGGCCAGCAGACGGCGACCUUGAAGGCACCCGAGGGUGAACCCUCUCCAGUAUCACCAGCAACAGCAGUCGACCCCAACGCCUUCUCUGACGACGAGAACGCAGUUCACUCACCACGCUUCACAUCACACUCGCAACAACCCUCAAGAGGAGGCUCACGAUCCGUUCGGGGCCGCAGCGUACGUGUCCCAGCCGGAAGGGACUCUGUCGAAGACCCCUUGCCUACUGGCGUAUCAACCAAGUCAAACCGCCCUCUUCGUGAAGGCACCCGCUUCAACAACAACGGAGAGUACGACGACGACUCCGACACGGACAGAUACUGGGGCAACAGCGGCAACCCCGACUACAGUGGCGGACGCGCACCUCGCUCUCGCCCUCCCCGCGCCCACCUGAACCGACCCCAGCCCUACUUCAACUACGACGCCAACACGGACGCAAAGGACUACUACGAGGAGACAAGGUCGUACGAGUCCGGUGACUACACCGGAAGACCGCCUUCUCGCAGAAUGUACGACGAGGAAAUGGCCGGCUAUCCUCGAAGCGGUGUCGCAGUACGCAGCACCAACGGCGACACGGCCCGCAUCGACUGGCAUAAUCUGAGCCGGGAAGAGAAGGCUCAAGUUAUGCGUCUCCCUCUCACGCAAUGGAUGAACUCGGACUUCAAGAACCACUUCGUCGCAAGUCUCGGCGAAUUGGUCGGCACCACGAUGUUCCUCUUCUUCGCCUUCGCCGGCACUGAGGUCGCCAACAUCAAGUCCGCUGCCAACGGGUCCAACGCCCCGGCAGACAGCAACACCACCACAGGAGCAUCGACCGGCUUCAACGCCGUUACCCUGUUCUACAUCUCUACCAUUUUCGGCUUCUCCCUCAUGGUCAACGUCUGGAUCUUCUUCCGCAUCAGCGGUGGCCUGUUCAACCCGGCCGUGACUCUUGGCAUGUUCCUCGUUAAGGCCAUUCCAGCAUCACGAGCGGCUUGCUUGUUCAUUGCCCAGAUUCUGGGAGGCAUGCUGGCGUCGGUUAUUGUGCGAUUCCUCUUCCCCGAGAACUUCAACGUCCGCACUACUCUCGGCGGAGGUGCGUCCCUCGUUCAGGGUGUCUUCAUCGAGGCCAUUCUCACGGCAGAGUUGGUAUUCACAAUCUUCAUGUUGGCCAAGGAGAAGCACCGAGCCACAUUCAUCGCCCCUGUCGGCAUUGGCCUGGCCCUCUUCAUUUCUGAGUUGGUGGGAGUUCAAUUUACUGGAGGCUCCCUCAACCCUGCACGAAGCUUUGGGCCUUGCGUCAUUACCGCAACUUUCGACCAGGAGCACUGGAUCUACUGGGUCGGUCCUGCCCUUGGUGCGUUGAUCGCCGUGGUCUUCUACAAGUUCAUCAAGACCCUGGAGUACGAGAUGGCCAACCCCGGUGCCGACGGAGACCCGGAAAAUGACCCUACUCAAAACCCCGCCAAGCUGGCCGAGCUUCGCAUGUCGCGCACCAAGUCCAAAGCAUGA
This is a messenger RNA of Colletotrichum karsti, 1494 nucleotides long. RefSeq names its product mip family channel protein. Lineage: Eukaryota; Fungi; Ascomycota; Sordariomycetes; Glomerellales; Glomerellaceae. Gene Ontology annotation, biological process: transmembrane transport. The transcript is spliced from 2 exons. The record is from RefSeq and is a predicted model, not a curated record. Gene Ontology annotation, molecular function: water channel activity. Gene Ontology annotation, cellular component: plasma membrane. The coding region runs from base 1 to 1494 and encodes 497 amino acids.